GUAUCGAGGAGUGUAUUGCUCUUGUAAAUAGAUAUUUUUACGCAAUAUAUAUUAUUUUUAAUAUACCAAAUCUAACAACGGAUAAGUAAGUAUAACUAAUACAUGCAUUACUAAUGCACUCUAUUUAAUAUUAUUUUUAUACACUCAACUAGACGAUAAUGUAUACCAAUAUUGGCCCUUACGAUAGAAAAGAAUCAGUCCAUGACCAAAGAUUUGUUGUGUUCAACAUUGACAGAGUUUGGCAAGAAGGCAAUAUAUGUACCAAACCAAUAAAGUCAAUCCUUGCCAACCCAUUUUUAAUUUCUCCCACAUAUAUAAAUCUCUUCAUUAUUACUCAACUUUUUUAGUUUACCUUGGAGGCUUUGCUUUAGCUUAAUUUGCUGAAUAAGAAAUUAAAAGGCAAAUCUUCUUCGUCCCCCAUUCAUUUCUAUUAUUUCUUUCUUGUUUCUUUACUUCCAAGGUAAAUCCAUAUUUCUACCUAGCACUUCUUUUUUCUUCAUAUUUGUAUCCUAUUGUAUGUAUUCCUUUGUUACCUGAUACCUGUUGCUGGUGGGAGGUAGCACGUAUCUCAUAAAAUUAGUACUGGUGUGCGAAAGCUGACCCAGACAUCAUGGUCAUAAACAAAAGUAUUUUCUUUUUGUUAGCAAGGAUUUUGUUGAGGGGAUUCAAGAAAAUCGAAAAGUACCAUAUCUUUAUGCUAUUUACGGUAUAAUAACUUAUGUCUAUAUUAAUAGUGAAGUACAAUAGUUUUUUAUGAAUUUAACGACGUUGUAAAUUAAUUUAGUGUAACCACAAAGAUUAGAGCACCAAAAAUGCAGGGGUGAACCUUCUUUUGUGGCAGCAAAGCCGGCUUUUAAUUAGUGGGAAAUUAUAAGAACACUAACCAUAUAGUUAAGGUAACGCGUUGCUUUAUAUUAUUUGUUUAAAGUGUUAAUCCCAUGUGACCUUUGCUGCAUUUCCUAUGCCAUUCUUCAACUUCACUUUAUUACUUAGAACACACACUUUGUCUCUGCCCAAGAUCCAAUGAACAAGCUCAUUUAAUCAUCUAUUUAAGUCUACUUGUAUUAUGUGUUGUACUAAGAGAUAACAAUUUUCUUGAAUUGUGCUUUUUCCUUUUCUUCUAAGAGUUGCUUUUCACUUCAUAUAUUUGUAGGUGGAUAGUUUUCAUGUGGAUGAACUUUGAUGGGGUUAGUUAGGAAUCUUGAUAUGAGAAGUGGAGAUUCUUUAGAAGGAUUGUUGAGUGACAAAAGUAAGAUGAGACAACAAAAGAGUGGUUCUUCAAGGGUUGUUACUUUGUUAACUUGUUUACAGUUCAUGUUUGCUGUUUAUGCUACAUUUCUUCUGUAUUACAUGAGCCCCUCUAUAGAUUUAAGGUCUAAACCAGAUUUUAGUUGGACUACAAGAAUUGCUAACCAAUGGAAGCAAUUCAUAAUCCCUCCUCACGUCGUUACUCGUUAUAAUCAGGAAGCUAAUUCAGUUGUUAGAGCUGAAAGUACUCAACCAAGUAGUCCUUCUGAAGUUUGUGAGCAUGAGAAGAUUGAUUUUGUACAGAAGAAGUCGAACGAUGCUGUCAUGAUCAAGUUGAAGACAGAGCUUUAUCAAGAAGUGCUAGAUUUUCAAAGAAAGUCCUUUGGUGCUGAGACUCUAUCUCAACUGAUGGCAAUGAAGUCCAAAUGGGAUUUGCGCGGUCCAAACAAGCCAAAAAUCACAGUGAUUUUGAAUCAUUUUAAGAGGAAAACACUUUGUGCUCAGCUUGACUCUUUGCUAGGCCAAACCCUCCCAUUUCAUCAUGCUUGGGUGCUCUCAUUUGGAAGUCCAAAUGAACAGUCCUUAAAGAGAAUUGUUCAUAGAUAUAAUGACUCGAGAAUAAGCUUUAUCAGUUCAAGCUAUGAUUUCAAGUACUAUGGAAGGUUCCAAUUGGCCUUACAAACAGAAGCUGACCUUGUAUAUAUCAUCGAUGAUGACAUGAUCCCGGGGAAAAAGAUGCUGCAAAUGUUUGCACAUGUUGCAGGAACAGACAAGUACAAAAAUUCUGUUUUGGGCAGCAUUGGUAGGAUUUUGCCUUUUAGACAGAAGGAUUCUAGUUUUCCGAGCUAUAGGAAGUUUCGAUCCAAGGAAGCAGGGCUGUAUUUACCUGAUCCUGCCUAUAACAUCACAGUGAACAAAAUUGUUCAGGUGGAUUUCCUCUCUAGUUCUUGGUUUAUGUCUGCUGAACUUGUCAAGACACUCUUUAUCGAGACACCAUUUACGUUCAUGACAGGGGAAGACUUGCACUUAAGCUAUCAGCUUCAGAAGUAUAGAAAUGCUGCUUCGUUUGUGCUACCAGUUGAUCCAAAAGAUAAAGACACUUGGGGUGACAGUGAGCAUAGGCUUGCCUAUGUAUCCGAAACAACUGUAAUUUUCAAAGACAUUGUUCAAGUACGAGAUGAUCAGUGGUGGAAGGUGCUUUCUACUGGCUACGUGACACAAUGGGCUGCGAUGUAUCCACAAAAAAUCGAUGUGCUUUUCUAUGCCCACUCUGUCGAUGAAGUUAAAGCUCUUGCGCCUCUUCUGCUAAAGUUCAGUUCAACUGUUGGAAAAAAGGCCUAUAUCGUUGUCUCAGGAGGCAAAUUUUGCCCUUGUGAAGAUGCUGCAGCAGCUUUGAAGUGGCCUAAGACAGUAUGCAAGGAAAAAAGAUUCAAGAUUAUGGAUCUAGGAGUUGGUGCUUUAUCAGGAAAUUCAAAUUCAGAAGUGCCUGUUGUUCAAGCAGUGUAUGCUAGCAUGAAAGGACUGAUCAAAAUUCACAAUCCUAGCUUAGUGAUCACAGUAGACGAUACAGACUCUAACGUGAAGAAAGCUCUGAAGAUGGCUACUGAAGCUAACACAAAUAGUUCAACACUCGUUCUUCUUCCAAAGUCAUCGGUGUCAAAGGUUCUUUGGAUGGCUGAUAUUCGUUCAACAGCAUUGCCAAAUUGGAACCGUAUGAAGAUUCAUGUGAAUAUCAUCACACAAACCAGAGCUAAUUCACUUGCAAGGCUUCUCAAGUCUCUAAGUGAUGCAUACUACAUUGGUGAAGAAGUUCCUAUAACUUUCAACAUGGAUAGCAAGGUGGAUGAGGCAACUCUAAAGCUUGUCAACUCAUUCAAUUGGCCUCAUGGACCCAAAAUUCUUCGAAGGAGAAUCAUUCAAGGAGGCCUAAUUCGAGCAGUUAGUGAGAGUUGGUACCCCUCAUCGGACGAUGAUUUUGGUCUCUUACUUGAAGAUGACAUUGAAGUUUCCCCAUACUAUUACCUUUGGAUCAAAUAUGCGCUCUUAUCCUACCACUAUGACCCUGAAAUAUCUCUCCCUGAGCUCUCCUCGAUCUCUCUUUACACUCCACGGUUAGUGGAAGUUGUAAAAGAAAGGCCUAAAUGGAAUGCAACAGAAUUCUUCAAACACAUCCAUCCAAACACACCUUAUCUCCACCAGCUACCUUGCAGUUGGGGUGCAGUUUUUUUCCCAAAGCAAUGGCGGGAAUUCUACGUUUACAUGAACAUGAGAUUCACAGAAGACGCGAAGCAGAAUCCUGUACAAAUCCCAAGAUCAAGAACCAAUGGUUGGCAAGCAUCUUGGAAGAAGUUCUUGAUAGACAUGAUGUACUUAAGAGGGUACGUUACACUUUAUCCGAAUUUUCCAAAUCAAACAAGCUUUUCGACUAAUCAUAUGGAACCAGGAGCACAUAUUGCAGCUAAAGAAAAUGUGAUCAAACAUAACAAGGCUGAUUUUGAGGUGCCAUUGCUAAAAGAAGACUUUAGAAACUUUCUACCUAAUGGAAAAAUGCCUGCAGCUACAAGAUUACCUUCAUUAAACCUCUUUAAUCAACCAGUUUCUCUCAAGGGCUUAAAGGCAGCUGGUGCAAAACUGGGACAGGAUAUUCUUAAAUGCAAUCAAACAGAGAUAGUAACUGUGAACCAUGAGACAGGUGUACCUUCACAUUGUACAAAAUUCUAAAAAAUUCAUAAUUUUUUUUCUUCUUCUUUCAUUUAUAGAUCAUUGAAGGUUUAUUUGAUAAGUUUUUUUCCUUAUUGUUAUACAUUUAAGUAAGGACUAAGAGUUGUAUAGUUUAACAUUGUAACAGCCAAAAAGUGGCUAUCUGCACACUGUAUGUAUCCUUCUUUUCUCAUUUUCACUCUUCCUUGACCCUCUGAA
This is a messenger RNA of Solanum lycopersicum (tomato), 4167 nucleotides long. NCBI's taxonomy places the organism in Eukaryota, Viridiplantae, Streptophyta, Magnoliopsida, Solanales, Solanaceae. The record is from RefSeq and is a predicted model, not a curated record.